CAUAUUGAUUGCGCGAAAGUGUUUCGGUUCGGCGGCAAAAGUAAUUAUUCAUUUUUAUUUUACGAUGCUUGACUGAAUACUUUCAAUGUAUUGUUUUUAACUAUCAGACUAAUUCCAUUUAUGCGCUAGUGAAGUUUUCCUCAGCCUCGAACAUUGGAAUAUGCGUGAAUCUUGAGUUUCAGGUCCACAGGUCUUCUAGGUUCCAUGACCCUUUAUCAUCUUUCCGAAGAUGUAUAUCAAGCAGGUCAUUAUCCAUGGUUUUAAAAGUUACAGAGAACAAACUGUUGUAGAACCAUUUGACAAGCAGCACAAUGUUGUUGUUGGUCGUAAUGGUUCUGGGAAGAGUAAUUUCUUCUACGCCAUCCAGUUUGUAUUGAGUGAUGAAUUCUCACAUCUUCAUCAUGAGCAAAGGCAGGCCCUACUUCAUGAGGGUACUGGGCCACGAGUUGUCACAGCCUACGUCGAGAUCAUAUUCGACAACUCAGAUAACCGGCUUCCGAUCGAGAAAAAUGAAAUCGUCCUUAGACGUGUAAUUGGUGCAAAGAAAGAUCAGUAUUUCUUGAACAAGAAACUAGUCACCCGAUCAGAUGUCGUGAACCUCCUCGAAUCGGCCGGAUUCUCCCGUUCCAACCCGUACUACAUAGUCAAGCAAGGAAAGAUCAAUCAAAUGGCCACUGCCCCUGAUUCUCAAAGGCUGAAACUACUCCAGGAAGUAGCUGGUACUCGAGUGUACGAUGAACGGAAGGAAGAAUCCAUGGGCAUUUUAAAAGAUUCGGAAGAUAAGAUAGAUAAAAUCAAGGAAUACCUACGGACCAUCGAUGAACGUCUCGGAACCUUAAAAGAUGAGAAAGAAGAACUGAAGGAGUAUCAGAAAUGGGAUAGGAUGAGACGGUCUCUUGAGUACUGUAUCCACGACAGAGAGCUAAAAGACACUAAAAGAAAGCUAGAUGAGUUGAUGGAGAAAGUCAACAAUUUUGAUGAAGAGCAGAAAAGACUUCAAGCAGAGGUCAAGGCAGCAAGUGAAGGUGCGAAAAAUGCGGCACGGAAGCUAAAAGAAGCCAAAAAAGAUGUUCAGCAAGCAAAAGAAGAUAGGGAUUCACUUUUAAUAGAGCAACAACAGCUACUCAAAGACAAAACAAAGUUAGAACUCACUAUUAAGGAUUUAUCAGACGAUGUGAAAGGUGAUAAUGAAUCCAGAGAUAGAGCAGAAAAAGAACUUGAGAAACUGAAGCAAACGAUAACGCAGAAAGAAGCAAUGCUUGAAGAAAUCAAGCCGCAGUAUGAAGCAAUGAAGAAGAAGGAGGAGGACUGCACCCGUGAGCUCGCGCUCAAAGAACAGAAACGGAAGGAGCUCUAUGCAAAGCAAGGUCGUGGAAGCCAGUUCACGUCUAAAGAAGACAGAGACAAGUGGAUUGAGAAAGAACUGAAAUCUCUGAAGAAGCAAAUCAAGGAUAAGAGUGAGCAUCGCGACCGGUUACAGGAAGAUCUUGAAAAAGAUGCAAAGAAAUACGCUGAGUUAGAGCAAAAAAUUGAGCAGCAAACAAUUGAAUUGGAACGACAACGAGUUUCAAUAGACGAGUAUAAUAAAAAACAGUAUGAAUUGAAGAAGCAGAAAGACCAGCAUCAAAGUGUGAGGAAUGAUCUUUGGAAGAAAGAAAGCGACCUGCAGAGCAGGAUCACGACUCUUAAAGAAGAGUUGGCGAAGGCAGAUCAAAACUUGAGGAGCAUGGUCGGUAAAGCAAUCUUGAACGGUCGUGACAGUGUAGGAAAAGUUCUGCGAACGAUGCGUGAAAGAGGUGGUAGAGAUGCUGAUAGAGCCAAUGGGUAUUAUGGCCAGGUUAUAGAGAAUUUCAAGUGUGAUACGACAAUUUACACUGCGGUUGAAGUCACUGCUGGGGCAAGGCUCUUUUUCCACAUAGUUGAAUCUGAUGAAGUCGGAACUGCAAUUCUAAGAGAAAUCAAUCGGCAGAAUUUGCCAGGAGAAGUCACUUUCAUGCCUAAAAAUCGAUUGGUUGUUAAGGACAUGAGGUAUCCUUCUUCUGACCAUGCAAUUCCGAUGGUCAGCAAGCUAACGUACGAUAGUCAGUUUGAUGUUGCUAUGAAAUAUAUCUUUGGUAAAACCCUCAUUUGCAGGAAUCUCGAACGAGCGACAGAAAUUUCCAAAGAGUACAUGCUUGACUGUAUCACAAUUGAUGGAGAUUCUGUCUCAUCAAAAGGUACCCUCACCGGUGGUUACUACAAAAGUAAUCGCUCAAAAUUAGAGAUGCAGAAAAAUCGUGCAGACUACAUCAAGCAAAUCAAAGAUCUCGAAAUAGAGUUGACUGAGCUCCGCGAUAAUCUCAAAAAGUGUGAGAAAGAUAUCAACUAUGCCGUUUCUGAAAUGCAAAAGAGUGAAACAAAGAACAGCAAGGCGAAGACCAACUUUGACGUCGUGAAAGGUGACAUCCGACUGAUGAAGGAAGAGCUGGCUGGAAUUGACCGUUACAAGGGACCAAAGGAAAGAUCAUUAGCACAGUGUAAAGCAAGUUUGGAAGCUAUGAUGUCCACGCAAGAAGGGCUGGAAUCGGAGCUCCAUCAAGAUCUUCUUUCUCAGCUCUCGGUCCAUGACCAAGUUGAAAUGGACAAACUGAAUGAUGAUAUCAGGCGUCUGACUCAGGAAAACAAAAACGCCUUCGCAUCACGUAUGAAGCUAGAGGCUGACAAAAACAAGUUGGAUAAUUUGCUCACAAAUAAUUUAAGACGGCGUCGAGAUGAGUUGAUGCAAGCAUUGCAAGAAAUCACGGUUGAAGAGCGGAAGCAAACUUUAGCCAAUAGUAAACUAGAGCUUAACGGAGUGGAGAGCCGCAUUGAACAGUUAAAUAAGGAACUUAAACUGGUUGAGAAGAAAGUUCAUGAAGCUGUAAAGAAGCAGAAAAUCGAGCAGGAAGAACUGGAAAACUGGCGAGGUAAGGAAAAAGAUGCGCAAGACAAGCUUGACUCCGACUCGCGUGACUUGUCAAAAGUAAACAACAAACAGGCAAUGUUGCGCACAAAAAUUGAAGAAUGUACGACCAAAAUCAAUGAGCUUGGAUCGUUACCGCAGAAAGAUAUGAUCGACAAGUAUAUGGCAUACACACAAAAGAAUUUGUUCAAAGAGCUAGAAAAAGCCAACAGCCAGUUGAAAAAGUACAGUCAUGUAAAUAAGAAAGCUUUGGACCAGUUUAUGAGCUUCUCCGAGCAAAAAGAAAAACUAGAGAAACGGAAGGAAGAAUUAGAUCGAGGUGAGGAGAAAAUCCGAGAGCUCAUGAAUGUUUUAGAACAGCGGAAGGUGGAUGCUAUCAACUUUACCUUCAAACAAGUAUCAAUGAACUUCUCUAGCAUUUUUAAGAAACUUGUUCCCAGCGGUCAUGCACAGUUGGUAAUGAAAUCUAGUGACGGCACGGAGCAAACAAGUCAGCAUGACUCACGGGAUGUAAAUAUUUACGAUUAUGCAGGAGUUAUGAUCCGCGUUUCUUUUGCUGGCGGUGGAGAGAUGAAGGAAAUGAAUCAGUUGUCCGGAGGUCAAAAAUCACUGGUCGCCCUUGCAUUGAUCUUCGCCAUCCAGAAAUGUGAUCCAGCUCCCUUUUAUCUCUUUGAUGAAAUUGAUCAAGCCUUAGACGCACAGCACAGGAAAGCGGUUGCCGAUAUGAUCCACGAAAUGUCCAAGGAAGCUCAAUUCAUCACAACUACUUUCCGGCCAGAAUUAUUGGCGCAUGCUAACAAGUUUUAUGGUGUUAAAUUUAGGAACAAAGUCAGUCACGUUGAGUGUGUUAGCCGUGAAGAUGCAUACGAUUUCAUUGAGGAUGAUACUACUCACGGUUAAUUCCAUUUUCAAUUCGUGGUUUAUGCAAAGAACUCUCAAGUUUGUGACAUUGUUUUUAUCUAAUUCUUCAGUUUUUACUGUAAAACCGACUAUAUCUCCUCUAUGUGUGCAGACAGAAGACUUAUGUUAAAAGUUGACUGAUUUUACGAAGUAAUAUCAAUUUUAAUUUUUAAAUUUCAGUAGUCUUAUCACUGGAAAGAAAAUAUGCAUACUUUUUUACACUCGAUGGUUGCUACUUGGCCUUACUGUCUUGGCUUACAUGAUUUGAAGCAUUUUUUCUACAUAAAUACUAUCAAAAUUCAUCUGACUGUGCCAAUAUAGCCCCUCAUAUAGGGUUGCAAGAAACCUGUAGUAGAAAGCAAGAUCAAGAAAUAUUUGAGACCUUGAAUUAGGAAAUCUCUCAAGUAACUCUGUCAAGAAUCGAAAACAUAAUAAACUCGUCCACCAGCGCAAUCAAUCCUCAGUUCCUCAUUCACCAAUGUUUGUGGGAUCAUCAGUGCUCUCCUAUCGCAGAAAUGCAUUGAUCUUCUCUCAGUUUAUUUCUCAAAAAAUUCAGUGAAGCCUCUUGAUAACCUCUUUUUUUCCUUCUUUUGUAUUUCGUAAAUAUCAGUCAUUAAUUGUGCCAAUAAGCCAAAGAAAUUGCUUGACCCAGAACAUAUAUUUCAUCUCAUCAAAAUUAAUCUCCAUCUCUGGCAGAGAAGUUGCAUAAAAUCAUUGAAAUAUUGAUGUUUAUUUCUUCAAGACCCUUAUUUGACCUUAUUUCCUUAUCUUGUUUGUUUUCUCUUUUCACUUUAAUUCACUUUUGUUUAUACUUACUUGGGAUGAUUCAUCUCCUCAAUUGCCUAUUUCUCUAAUUUUUUUUUGUGUCUAUUUGCUGAGCUUGGAAGAAAUCAGAAUAAUAAGGCUCUAAACAUUUAAAAGCACUCAGGAGUUAGUCGAAAUUCAGUUGUUGUAAUAUUUUUCUUCUUCUGUUGUAAUGCUAUUCUGAAUUUUUCACUGUUUUUCCUUAAGUUGUAUGGUUGCCAUUGGAUGCUGCAACUCGUCAAAUGCUGUCGCAUGUUUUUAACUUUUCAUUGUAUAGGUUUACUUUAUUUUACUUUUUUGAUGAUCCUCAUAAUUUUACUUUCUUAUAUUCUAGAGAGCACGCUCUGGAAAGGAGAUGUUUUACGAAGAAUCGGAAGAGAUCUGACCUCUCUUUAAGUUGGCAUAGUACAAAUUUUUUGGUCACCAAUGGACUAAUUUAGUGACAACGCCAUUAGGUAUUAAAUAUGUUCAAUGGUUCCACUCAGAACCAAUGACCUGUUUUGAUGUUGAUUGUUUUGCUGCACUUCUUGAGCAGGGCACAAUUCAACAACAAUAUAUCAAAUGACGUCACCACUAAAUCAGUCUGAAGAAAAGUAAUUGUUGGGUUAAUUAUAGAAUCUAGCAAAGAACUGUUAAACUCAAUUGACCUCAACCUGGAAAAUGUAGUUUUCGUUUCACCUUGAUUUGUGCAUAAGCUGAGUCUGUGAUUUAAAACAAUUUGCCUUUGAUCAUGUAAUUUCUCUCCAUCAUUUUUAAAUUUUGUUGUUUUUCUAACAUUGACCAUUAAUUUUUAUGAUUUGGCUGAUGCUUUUAAAAUAUCGAAUGGGUGAUCAAGAGUGGCUGAUAUUUGAUGUUGAGUCUUGGCAUAUUUAGAUUUUUCCACCAUGCAUGACUUAUCACUGCCACUCAUGAUAUACGUCAUGAAAGAUAUAUGUUUACCUACCCCAAGGAUGAGAGGACCAGGCAUCCCAUGUGCUACACCUGUCUCAAUUUAAAGAGUUCUUAUAAUAAUAACUAAAGACCUUGGUUUUUCACUGCGUCUAAAAAAAGUUUUCUUAUCCCUAACUGAAAGACAUAAACAGCCUUUCAAAAAAGUUAUAUUUUAAUUACAUGUUUUAAGGUGUGUGAUGCUUUUUGUAAGGAUGUGAUGAAUUUUAGUAACAAGGACAGAAUGUAGAUAUUUGGUGUACUUGGAAGCUUUGUCUAUGUAGGUGAAUCAAAUGCAAUUGCAUUUGGAGCUUUUUGAGAGGCUGAAAGUUCGCCUCAAGUUUAGCGGAAGUUUGCCUGCAUAGAUAAUGCAUUUUGCUUUUCAGGUUCGACUCGGAACACAUUUCCUUCUUGUAAUCUAGUUGUUUCCAUUUUAUAUAAAAACGUGUAAAUAUUUUAAAUAAAUGAAUUAUUGUAUGUAUUUUUUAGAAGA
Messenger RNA from Bemisia tabaci, 6065 nucleotides. RefSeq names its product structural maintenance of chromosomes 3 (gene SMC3). The record is from RefSeq and is a predicted model, not a curated record. Lineage: Eukaryota; Metazoa; Arthropoda; Insecta; Hemiptera; Aleyrodidae. Gene Ontology annotation, biological process: chromosome organization. Gene Ontology annotation, molecular function: ATP binding; protein binding; ATP hydrolysis activity. Gene Ontology annotation, cellular component: chromosome.